AUGAGAGUGGUGGUGAAGUAUCUCUUUUUUUUCGAACUGCAGGGACGACAUCCGGUCGAGACCAGAGCGGCGGCUCACCUGACUAAACUCAACGUGCUCUGCGAGCCUCGCUUCUCCCCGGGCCGCUCAUAACUGCCGAGCAUUUCGUUCGAAUAGGUCAUUUCCGGAGCGGCGGUGGCACCGACGUCCCACGGCAGGACUGCCGCACCGAUGCGACUCGUCGUCGUGAUGGCGUCGCUUCUGAUAAUUUUGGAAGACGUCGCGGCGGAGAUCACCGACUACGGUGACGUCAACUUUGACUCUCCAGAGAUCGGUGAGAUUUUGGUCAAGUUCAUUAAAGUUCACUUGGAUGAAGCUUCAUCAGCUAGAGGUCGAGUAGCGACGUAA
Caenorhabditis auriculariae is the source of this 387-nucleotide messenger RNA. Lineage: Eukaryota; Metazoa; Nematoda; Chromadorea; Rhabditida; Rhabditidae. The record is from the annotation of a GenBank genome assembly.